Penicillium daleae is the source of this 1194-nucleotide messenger RNA. RefSeq lists its product as uncharacterized. Bases 1 to 1194 code for a protein of 397 amino acids. Lineage: Eukaryota; Fungi; Ascomycota; Eurotiomycetes; Eurotiales; Aspergillaceae. Gene Ontology annotation, molecular function: protein binding. The record is from RefSeq and is a predicted model, not a curated record. The transcript has a single exon.
AUGCUGCACCAUGCUUUCAAGUCGCUCGUGGUCGCACUGGCGUUCGGCGCUCACGCCGUGUCGGCACAGAAUUCGGCCACCUCUCUCGUGAGCCGUCGCCUCACUGAGUAUUUGAUGCCGGUCGCUAGUGAGACGCAUGAGUUUGCGCGCGUGCCGAACUCGAAUUUCGUGCUGCUUUCGCAAAUGUCUGACAGCCAGCUCAUCAAGAUUGAGCUGAAUCCUACCACCGAGGAGCCUAUUGCUUUCCAGUCAUUCCCCAUGGGAAAGAACAGCAGUUCACAGCUUCAUGGCGUGUGGCCGUCGACGCUCUACCCCGGCAUGAUGUGGCUGACCCUGCAGGCCGACAACCAGCUGCUACUCGUGGAUCCUGGUAAAAACCUCUCGACUCCGCCGUCCAUCCUACAAACCAUCGAUAUCCCCGCACCAGGAAACGGCCCGCAUUGUGUGUUUGAAAUUGGAAACCGCGUCUGGGCCGGCCUCAAGGUGGCAUCCGAGCAAACGGGCCAGUACUAUGUAUUCUCCGCCGAUGUCUCUAACCACACAGACCAGACGCUAUACCCGUGCCUCAACAGCCCCGUGUUUAUCAAGGAGGAGCCGACCACCGGUUUGAUCUACGCCACACAAGACACCGACUCGUCCAUAAUGCGCAUCAAUGUCACCAGCGGCGAGACGACACAGCUGCCAAUCCCACCCAGCGUCGGCAACAACGCCGUCGGAAUGAUCACCGGCUACGGUCCCAUGAAUGGUGUAUGGUUCACUCUCGCUGGCAAUGCCACUGGUGGCACCGGCACCUUUGGCCAUAUCGGAUCCACUGGCGAGAUGGAGUUCUUCCAGCUCCAGCACCCGAUGCUUGGUACCAACGCUGGUCUACUGCAUAUCGCUGACGCGUCGAGCGUAGCCGGCGGCCCAGCCUUAUGGCUCUUGUCAACGUCGCUGCUCAGCAACAAUUCACCCGAUGCCCUGAUCCGCGUGACUUUCGACGCUGACAUCACAACAAUUUCUGGCGAAGAGUAUAUCUCGAUGCUCACUCAAAACGCUAUGGUGCACCGUGUCCUGCCAAUGGAUGCCACGGUCCUAGUGUCCGAGCUCCACACAUUUACACUCGCUCAACUCACGUACAAUAACACUAUUGCUGGACAGUGGCUGCCAGCUGAGGCUAUCAGUGACACCACUGUUUACACCCAGGCUGGUUAA